Molecule: messenger RNA, 1401 nt
Organism: Sphenostylis stenocarpa
Lineage: Eukaryota; Viridiplantae; Streptophyta; Magnoliopsida; Fabales; Fabaceae
Source: the annotation of a GenBank genome assembly
AUGAAAGGAAAAAUGGCUCAUCUACCAUCAUGCAUGAAGGAAUUGCCACACGACCUAAAUGCUACCCUUUUCACGCUGUUUUCCUUCUUCAUCAGCAUUCUGCUGGUGUUGAAGCUCACAAGAAGAACCAAACACAAUCUACCUCCAUCUCCUCCAAAAAUACCUAUAAUCGGAAACUACCAUCAGUUAGGAACACUUCCCCAUCGCUCUUUCCAAACCCUAUCACAAAAAUACGGUCCUCUAUUGUUGUUGAAGCUGGGUCAGCUUCCCGUUUUGGUGGUAAACUCGGUAAGUUUAGCUAGAGAAGUUCUGCAAACCCAUGACGAGGUUUUUGCGAGUAGGCCACAUCUCACAUCCUCUAGAAUCAUACUCUACGGGUGCAAGGACGUAGGGUAUGCAUCCUACGGUGAUGCAUGGAGACAGAAAAAGAAACUCUGCGUGGUUGAAUUGCUGAGCAUGAAAAGGGUAAAAUCGGUUCAGUUCAUAAGAGAAGAGGAAGUGGAGACACUGGUGAGUAACAUACGUAAAGCGAGCACGAGGAAUGGUUCUUCUGUGAACCUCACCGAGAUGCUAGUUAUGACCGUAAACAACAUAGUGUGUAGGUGCAUGUUCGGAAGGAAAUACGAGGCUGAAGAUGGAAAUUGCAGAUUUGGUGAACUUGCGAGGGAAGCGAUGAGUGAAAUUUCAGAUUUCAGUUUGGGAGACAUGUUUCCAUUGUUGGGUUGGGUUGGGUUUCUGAGUGGCCAAACUAAAAAGUAUAAGGUCACUUUUGGAGCAUUGAAUGCUUUCUUCGAUCAUCUAAUUGCAGAGCGUAAGAUGGCAAGGGUGGAUCAUGAGAAGAAAGACUUCCUUGACACUCUCCUUCAUCUUCAAGACAGUGAUAAGCUAGAGUUCGAGCUCACAACAGAUGAUCUAAAAGCCGUUCUCAUGGACAUGUUUGUUGGAGGAAGUGACACAACAUCAACAACAGUAGAAUGGGCUAUGUCAGAGCUUGUAAGAAAUGCAGACAAAAUGAAGAAAGUGCAGGAGGAGCUAGGAGGAUAUGAUAUUCCUCACAAAACCAUGCUGUUUGUGAACGCAUGGGCAAUUCAGAGGGACCCUGAAUUUUGGGAAAAGCCUCAAGAUUUUUUACCAGAGAGAUUUGAAAACAGUGAGGUUGAUUUCAAUGGUCAAGACUUUCAGUUCAUCCCAUUCGGUUCUGGGAAGAGAAAAUGCCCUGGUAUGGCAUUUGGGCUUGCUUCAGUGGAAUUUGUGCUUGCUAAUCUUUUAUUUUACUUCGAUUGGAAGCUAUAUAAAAGUGGUGAGUCUGAUAAAGACCUUGACAUGAGUGAGAAAUUUGGCCUCACUACCAAUAAGAAAGAACCUCUGCAUGUCCAACCAAUACCAAAUUCCGGUUCCUAA